Molecule: messenger RNA, 429 nt
Organism: Equus caballus (horse)
Lineage: Eukaryota; Metazoa; Chordata; Mammalia; Perissodactyla; Equidae
Source: RefSeq, a predicted model, not a curated record
AUGGUGAAGGACCAGGACCUGGAAAGGCCAGGGCAGGACUCCAAGCCGUCCCCGGGCCCUUCCACCUGGGCCAGCAAGACCCCCGACAAGCUGCAGCAGGCGGUCCUGCCCCUCCUGUCCAACACCGACUGCAAGAAGUACUGGGGCAGCAACAUCGCCAACUCGAUGGUCUGCGCUGGCGCCAGCGGCGUCUCUUCUUGCAUGGGCGACUCUGGCGGGCCCCUUGUCUGCCAGAAAGAUGGAACCUGGACUCUGGUGGGCAUCGUGUCCUGGGGCAGCAGCCGGUGUCUCCCAUCCUCACCAGGCGUGUAUGCCCGGGUCACUGAGUUUAUUCCCUGGGUUCAAGAGGUUCUUGAGACCAAGUGAGACCCUGCUCACCACCACCACCCAUCUGUGUAAAACCCAAAUAAACCCAUGAGAGCAACUGCA